This is a messenger RNA of Molossus molossus (Pallas's mastiff bat), 4105 nucleotides long. It is a transcript of the gene SLC25A21, whose product is annotated as solute carrier family 25 member 21. Lineage: Eukaryota; Metazoa; Chordata; Mammalia; Chiroptera; Molossidae. Gene Ontology annotation, biological process: transmembrane transport. The transcript is spliced from 33 exons. Bases 2901 to 3824 code for a protein of 307 amino acids. The record is from RefSeq and is a predicted model, not a curated record.
GGACUUCUUUCUUUUAAGACCAAUACAACUUACGUUAGGGAAUUUGGAAUAUAUAGAAAAGCAUAAUGAAGAAAAUUAAAAUCGGUAAUAGCUGCACCACCCGCAAAGGAAGCCAUCAACAACAUGAAAAAACCCACUUAAUGGGAGAACACAUUCACCGAUACAUCUCAUGGGGCACCCCAAUGUUAUUCUCUCAAGAAGCAAGUGUCUAUUUGAUAUUGGAUUUCAAAUACUGAAGAUAUAAUAGCAAAUUGUCACAAGUCUGAACAUUGAAUCUCCUUCUACCACUUAUGUCGUUAGAGCAUCGGUCCCUUAUGACUACCCUGUAAAAACCCCAGAUUAUCAACAAAAAAAGAAUUAGUCAACUACAUGGCAGUUUUGCAAUGUGAAAAGUUGUGGACUGAAGGUAUAAUCCCUACCAUAUUUCCCGUUCUGAGAGAUGUCUCAGAAACCAAGACAAAACCCAGGCCUAUAAAAACCAAGUGGCUUGCCUGCUCUUGAACAGAUAACCUUGGCUUAUCCCCACAUUGACUCUCCUCUUUCUGAAAAUUAAAAAUGAGAUUAAAAAGUACAGUCUAAGAUGGGAAACAUGAAGAAAGGCAUGUCUCCUGCAGUUUGUAUUGUGGUAAUUUGGCCCUGAGAAAAAUGACCCUCACCUCUGGCCCCACUGGUACACCUAGGGCUUGUUUUGUAUUCAGGAUUGGACGCCUCAUUCCCUUUUAGCCCUUCUGCCUUGCACCUUUUUGGUGUGGCCACCUGUGCCUAAGGUCAUCGCUAAUUUGUUGUCCAGCACACUGAGAUGUUCAUUAUCUACUUUAUUUGUAGCCUUGGCCAAGAUUUGUGGUUUAUUCUGCAGCCAUUCAACAGUGAACAAUCUACUUGCAAAGGGAGCGCUAUUCUAGUUCUGUAAUGUCUGCAAUAUAAAUUGUGUUCCACAACCACCCAAUCAGGCUUGGGGCUGUGUUGCCAGCAGCAAGUAUGCUGACUGAAAACUGUCACAACAGCGAUCAUUACAAUCCGGGAGUUGAGUUUGACUGGAACAUAUGUCUUCAAUUUUAAUAGCUCAGCUUCCCAGAUGCCCUAAAGGAGAAUAUUGCCUGAGAAGGAGCUUUUCAUGAGAAUAUAGCCCUUCUUUCAGAAAACCCACCUACCUGCUUUAAAGAAGUAAUGCUGUGGUAUGACAUUUUGGCCCUUGGCUUCUGGACAAGAUCUGUGGCUAUCUUUUCUAAGAAACUGUCUUCCCCUCCCCCCGAUGUCAUCAAAUACCACUAGGAAACCUGCUUGAGGAUGGGCUCAGCACCUGGCCAGGUUUGAUUGUCCAGAUAUCUUUGAAGUAUCUAGCAGAAUAUGUUGUCCACACUUCCCUGAUGAGAAGGGGUGGACUGUUCCUAUCAUCCCACCUUUGGGAUGCCACUGACAAGGAGCAAAUCAUUCUGAGAUCUAGAGGAAGAGCAUCCCAGGAAGAAGGAACAGAAAUGUUAAGACCUUUUAUUACAACAUCUGUGUGAUUCCAAGAUGGUAAAAGUAGACACCCAAGGGUGACUGGAGCAAGGAAGAAGGAAGAAAACAAACAUUUUUUGAAUACCUGCAAUGGACUAGGUAUGCUACCAUGUGCCAGGAGAUUUACAGGAAAUAUUGUUCAUAUUAUCUAGCAAAGACUGUGAAUGACGUGUAAAUAACCAGUGUUGGAAGAGAUUUUCAUGGGUUCAUAGAUUGUGCCUUGGUGUAUAACUUAGUGUGAAGAUAGUCAAGUAAAGGAACAAAGAGAAAACAAAGCAAUUCGCUUGAAAUCCAGAGACCUUUCCAAUGCCGAAAAAUUCUUUCAAGUAGCAUUUGAAACAGCUUACAAUAAAAACCAGGACAAAGGAAAACACAGCCAAGAACCACUCAAAGUGUAAAAGAAAGAAAGAGGAAAUACUCAAAGAGAGGAAAUGUUAAGUCAAGACGUGCUAGUGUUGGAAAGCUAUACCAUUUGAUAUAAAACAUUGCACAAAGUUUCAAAGUGGUCUUUGCACUUCUUACUGGGACGCAAAAGGCAAUCAGUUCAUUUGAGAAGAAUUUGCAUAGGAAAGCAGUUUUCCUUGUUAUUAUUUCUGAGGUGUUUUAUUGUCACCAGUGCUACAGACACGGUUAAGGACUUAUGCAUUUGUACUAAGUUGUGUGUACGGAGCAACCAGAAGCCUUACCUCAAAUAAAUCCCUGCUUGUCACCUACUUCUGACUGAAUGUGGGAGGCUCCUGACAGUGAUGCACUCUCCCCACAUUCCCUACCUUGAAGCAGCGUAUGCAAACUAUGGUGCACGUGACGAUUGCUGGCAUCGUUGAACAGUUAAAAAACUGAACCUUGAAAGGAGAUUUUCAGUUUACAAGACCAUUGGCUGUGAUAUGAGGAGAAGAUUAGAGAAGAGUACAACUGGAUAGUUGGCUGUGCAUUUGUGUCAGGAGAGUGGAGUUGGUCUGAACUAAGAUGAAAAGUGGAGAGUUAUACAUCAAGAAGGCACGUAUUACCCAAGUUUGGGAAAGGAGAAAGGACUCUCACAAAUUCUGAAGUGGAGGCAAGAGGCAAAAAAAACCACAACAUUUUCAGCUUAUAAUUUUCCAGCUCUAUUAGUCUUCAUUUUAUACUGGCAAAUAGAAGGCCACCUGUAAACCAGGGACAGGGCUAGCUAAGUAAACAGGAAAGCCAGCAUCCUCUGCGUCAGAAACCAAACACACAAGAACCAGUUCUCUGGAUUUCUUUGCUGGAUUUGCAAACAGUGUUCUGUUCGGUUUAACAUGUACUGCAGUCUGAUACACUCGAGGAGAUGGCAGUGAGGAAAAUUUGACGUCAAACCAUCGAAUCAAUCUGAUGUUAAACAGUGACAUCAAUGAAAUAAUGUGGCUCUAUUCCACUAAAAAUUCAUGGGUUACUGGGAGCCCUUCCUGGUGACGGCCGUCGGGAGGAAGAUGGGGAACCAGAAGGUUUUAGCUGCUGGAUACAAAUGUAUGUGCAUAUGUCUUGUAGAAAUUUGCCUGAUGCACCCCCUUGAUGUGGUGAAAACCAGGUUCCAGAUUCAGAAAUGUUCAACUGAUCCAAACAGUUACAAAAGCUUAGGAGACAGCUUUCGGACAAUUUUCCGAACGGAAGGGUUGUUCGGUUUUUACAAGGGAAUUCUACCACCCAUAUUGGCGGAAACACCAAAAAGAGCAGUGAAGUUUUUCACCUUUGAGCAGUAUAAGAAAUUGCUAGGAUGUGUGUCGCUGUCACCAGCAUUGACAUUUGCCAUUGCUGGACUGGGGUCUGGAUUAACAGAAGCCAUCGUGGUUAACCCUUUUGAGGUAGUAAAAGUUGGCUUGCAAGCCAAUCGGAACACAUUUACAGAGCAACCAUCCACUAUGAGCUAUGCAAGACACAUCAUUAAGACGGAAGGCUUGGGACUCCAGGGCCUCAACAAAGGAUUUACAGCAACUUUGGGACGUCAUGGAGUUUUCAACAUGGUUUAUUUUGGCUUCUACUACAAUGUCAAAAACAUUAUUCCUGUCAAUAAGGAUCCAACCUUGGAGUUUUUGAGAAAAUUUGGGAUCGGUCUUCUCUCUGGCACAAUAGCCUCAGUCAUUAACAUCCCUUUUGAUGUUGCCAAAAGUAGGAUUCAAGGGCCUCAGCCAGUUCCUGGAGAGAUCAAGUAUAGAACCUGUUUUAAAACAAUGGCAACCAUCUAUCAGGAAGAAGGGAUUUUAGCUUUAUACAAAGGCCUGCUUCCUAAGAUCAUGAGGCUUGGACCAGGCGGUGCGGUGAUGCUGCUGGUUUAUGAAUAUACCUACUCGUGGCUUCAAGAGAACUGGUGACAGCCUGAGAAGUGUUUUCACCCCUGGAGAUAACGCAUAUUCCCUCCACAGCACCUUGGGGUUAAGCUGAUAGUUACACAUUAUAAUUAUACAAUUAUUAAGGGGGAAACAAUUUAAGAACAAAAUCUAUUUUGAGACUUCAAAAACUAUCUCUAAAUAAUUUGAGAUGGUAGUUAUGGCUAUAUUCAUAAAAUUGUAAGAAGAAGAAUAUGAAGCAAUGAGGUUCUCUGUGAGAGAGAAGUUAUGGCAAGAAAUAUUUACGUGUCACCAGCACAAAGGAG